UCCUUUCAGAUAACGGCAAAAAUAACAGCCUUUCAGUGUUACCAUACUAGGGGUGUGGCUCUUUGUUCGCUCUCCUCUCUCUCUCAUGAUAAACUCAAUGAGGUUGUCUAUUUUUAACCUCCUGUUCUUUCCUUUUGGCAGAGUAAUCAGUGCUAGCAGAGCUCUCUGCCUGAAUGAAUCCAAGUAACCCUGGUGGUUGUCUUCUGAAAUGACCAGCGAGCAGACUCGCUUUGGUGCAGAGGCUGCUCCAGGUAAAGCUCUCCUUCUAAAAGACCAUGUCUGUCCAAGGAAGUCCUGGUGCAGAGUUUUCCACCACCACUGUCUGCUCAGUAGCUGUGCAGGCUGGAGACUCUAAAAUCGUGAUAGCUGUCAUAAAGUGUGGCAAAUGGGUCCAGUUUCAGCUGGCUGAAUCACAGCCCAAUCUUCUAGAAAUUGGCAGCACUCAAGAUGAAGCCAAAAAACUGCUUCAUGACCAUGAACUUCUUUUGGUCAAGCUCAAGGCUUUGGAAGACCGGGUGUGGGAGCUCUUGCAGGAAGCGGACAGGACCGCUGAAGAGAACAAGGACCAGAGCCAGGUCUACGAUGCCAUGGCCCAGACCCUGGGCGAAGCGUGGACAGCACUGGUCUCCAUGCUUGAAAGAAGAAGGGAGCUCCUCCGGUUAACCUUGGAAUUCUUUGAAAAUGCCUUGGAGUUCGCUAUUAAAAUAGAUCAAGCUGAAGAUUUCCUCCAGGAUCCUCAUGAGUUUGAGAGUGCUGAGGACUUAAAAUCACUUCUUCAGCUUCAUGAACAUCAUACCAAAGAACUCCUAGAACGAUCUCUAGCCCUUUUAAACAAAAGUCAACAACUCACUGACUUCAUAGAAAAAUUCAAGUGUGAUGGCUCUUAUAUGAAUUCCGAGUUGAUUCAGGGAGCUCAGAGCAGUUGUCUGAAGAUUGACAGCCUUCUUGAACUUCUACAAGACAGGAGAAGGCAACUGGACAAGCACUUGCAGCAACAACGGCAAGAACUGGGUCAGGUUCUGCAGAUGUGUAUGUGGGACCAACAAGAAGACCAGGUCACUUGUUGGUUUCAGAAAACGGUAAGAGAUUUGCAGGAGCAAAGUCUAGGUUCAUCACUUUCCGACAAUGAAGAACUAAUUUGUAAACACGAGAAACUGAUAAUAAAAGCAAAGGAAUGGAAUUCUACUGUGGAGAAGCUGAAGGGCGAGGUGCUGGAGAUUCUGCUGUCAAAGGACUACGUGGAGAGGGAACAGCUACAGCUCUCUAACCAGAAACUGAAUCAGCUUCAAGAUGAACUUGGUCAACUCAUCAUGCAAAGGAAGAUCUGGUUAAAAAAGGCAAACGAUUUUUUUAGCAGUGCUAAUAAGGCAUUUGAUGUCCUUGGAAGAGUUGAAGCUUACCUUAAGCUCCUUAAAUCAGAGGGUUUAAGUCUGCCUGUCUUAGCAGCGAGGCAGGAGGAAUUACACAGAGAAAUUAAAGAGUGCACAGCCGAUGUUUUGCAAAAGGGACAAGCCUUAAUCAGCCAGGUAGACACCUGCAGCUCUCGGGUGAGCGGCAUCCAGGAGAUGAUGGGUUGCGUGCAGAGACGUGUGGAUCAGCUCACCAGGCAGUGUUCAGCGCGCGAGGAAUUAGCUUUCAAGAAGCACCAAUUAACAGCCGCAGUGGAGGAUUACCUCAAGAAGGCGGAAAUGUCAGUUCAGAAAAUCAGUCCAGUACUUUCCAGUGCAAUGGAUGUUGGUUCCAGCCUUUUUGAAACGGAGAAGAUUCUGAAUAAAUAUCUGGAACUAGAUAUCCAAGCCAAGGAGGCAUCACAUGCAUUAGAGGCAGCUGCAAAAAUCAUGACAGAGAAAAAUGAAUUUGAACCCGAUGAAGUGGCAUCACUUUCCUUUAAAACUAAUUGGCUGGAGGAAGAAUUAAACACACUUGGCCAAAGCAUCAGUUCCAGGUCACAAGUCCUGCAAACUUAUGUGGCAUUUCUAAAGUCAUCAGAGGAGGCAGAGGAGCAAUUUCAGAGCCUAAAGAAAUUUUAUCAGACUGAAAUCCCUCAGAAAGAAGGGGACGAUGCUAAAGCCAAGUAUUGGUCUGGCUCAGCUGAGAAGCAGUGGCAGCUAUUUUUAAAGAAGAGUUUUUUAGCCCAAGACCUGGGGCUUGCAUUCCUUAAUUUAAUAAAAAUGGCCAAAAAGAACGAGAUAGCAAAGGGGAAAAAUGAAGUUCACCUUAUGGAGAGCAUCAUGGAAAACCAGAAGGCUGAACGGGAAGAACUCAGCCACCUUCGAAUUGCAUGGCAGCUUGAAGCUACCUCACGCGAGCCUGUGAAGCAGCGAUGGGGAACAUUCAAAGAGCAGCUUAAGAAGACUACUCACAACUUAAAGCUUCUUCAGGAAGUACUUCUGCCUGUGUCUGCACUCGACCUUGGAGGGAGCCUCCAGACUACUGCAGAUUUGCAGAAGAAAUGGAAUGAAAUGAAGCCGCAGUUCCAGCAACUGCAUGAAGAGGUUCAGUACAUCAUGAAAGAAUCAGAAGAACUAAGUGGCAAAGGAGCCCCCGUGAAAGAGAAGUCUCAACAGCUCAGAGAUCUUAUUCACCUCCACCAGAAACAGACAGAGAGAAUCCAGGAUUACGAGGAUGUCCUGUACAAAUUAGUCCAGUUCCACCAGGUCAAGGAGGAGCUGGGAUGUCUCACCGGAUCCAGAGAACUGGAGUUUCAAGAUCAGCUGAAGGAACUGAGCGAUGCUCACAAUGCCCAGAUUCACCUGGGUCGCUCUCAGGAGAAGCAGGCACACGUACAGCAUCUCCAGGAACUGGCGCUUUCCUUAGGAGUGGACAUCAUCUCGUCAGCACAGCAGCCUCAUUGCUCUAAUGUUUCCGUGAAGAUCUUGCAGCAGCAGCUGGAGGCCCUUGAGGAGGACCACGUGAACUGGUGUUCGAGGGCCAAGGCGCGUGAGCAAGCCUGGUCCUGCAGCCUGCAGUUCUGUGCUACAGGACAUGAGAUAAAUGAGCUCAAAGAGUCAUUCAAAGAUAUCAAAAAGAAAUUCAACAAUUUGAAGUUUAAUUAUACUAAGAAAAAUGAAAAAGCUCGAAAUCUGAAGGCUCUUAAAUAUCACAUCCAACAAGUUGAUAUGUAUGAUGAAAAAAUGCAGGCUUUGAGAAGAAGAAUGGAAAAACUUCAUAGUAAAACUUCUGAUUCUUUCUUAAAUUAUCCAAGUAAUAAAGUUAUUAUCAUUUUGGAAGCUAUGAAAGAUUUGCAAAAACAUGUGGAUGACUUCGACAAAGUUGUCACAGACUACAAGACAAAUUUGGAUCUGACUGAACAUCUCCAGGAAUUAAUAGAAGAGUGUUACUUUUGGUAUGAAGAUGCAAGUGCUACCAUUGUGCGAGUUGGAAAAUAUUCCCUGGAGUGUAAAACAAAGGAAGCUGUGGAAAUUCUCCACCAGCAGUUCAAUAAGUUUAUUGCACCCUCAGUGCCUCAGCAAGAAGAAAGGAUUCAGGAGGUCACUGACCUGGCUCGGCGCUUAUAUGGUUUAGAAGAAGGAAAGAAAUACACAGAGAAAAUAGUGGCAAAACACAAAGAGGUUCUUGAAUCUAUUACUGAAUUAUGUGGGUCGCUCACAGAGCUUGAAGAAAAACUGAAGCAGGCAGAUACUCUAAAGAUGAAUUCAAAUUUGGAAGACUUUCACAGCAACUGUGCUGAUCUACUAAAGGAGCCAGUGAAAACUAAGCAGAUGGUAUUUACUGAAGAAAUUAAUGAGGGACAAGCGCAUGGGGCAGACAUUUUGGCCGUCAGCGGGACAGGCGAAGAUGGGCUUCCACAGAACCUGAGGCGGCUGUCCUCUGCCAAAGAGGGUGGCGUCCAGGGUUUGCUGCUGCCCGAAGAUAUGCUGUCAGGAGAAGAAUCUGAGUGUGUCUCUCCUGACGACAUCUCCUUGCCUCCUCUCCCCGGAAGCCCUGAGUCCCCCCUUGCACUGUCAUCAGACAUGGAGGUGGAAGAGCCCCCCAGCCCUUCAGCCCCUAGCCUUCCUGCGAGCAGCUCCAGCAUACAGUCCAGGACCUGCGGCCCAGGGGAGGCCCAGGAAUCUGUGCUUCCACCACCUGUCACUUUUGCUAAUGCAUACAAUAAGAGAGAAACAUUUUCAAGUCACUUUGAGAGGCCUUACCCCCAGUUCAAAGCUGAACCCCCAUUAACCUCCGGAGGAUUUCCGGAAAGCAGUACUGCCUUCCACAAAAUCGGUGCUAAGCAGCCAGAGAGCAUGCCGGGUGACGUGCAUGACAGAGCUUUGCAGAAGCACCCACAGGCUCAGGGAAGCUCGCUAGAAACACAGGAGAAAAUGCAUGGCCGUAGUAACAGCACUAAAACCCAAGAUAGGCUGCAUGCUGCCCCUGAUGUGUUCUGGGACCUCGGCUUUCAAGCAGACAGCAGCCCAGGCUUACAGAGGCAAACGGUUCCCGCAGAAGAGGCGAAAAGCACGUCAACAAAGAACAGCGUGGUCAGCCUAGCUGGCCAGGCACCUCAUUUCUCCAGGCUCCUGUCCAAUGUAACGGUCACAGAAGGUUCUCCAGUGACUUUGGAAGUUGAAGUAACAGGAUUUCCAGAGCCUACACUAACAUGGUACAAGAAGGGCCAGCAAUUGUCUGCAGAUGGGCACUUACAGGUUUUACACAAGGAGACAAAGCACUCAGUGUUCAUUCCGAAGGUACGCGGGGCGGACGCCGGCCUCUACGUGGCAAGGGCCCAAAAUUCUAGUGGCACUCUCUCUUCCGGUGUCAUCCUCCACGUGACAGGCAACCUCAGGCCACCCAUCGCAAGAAUGAACUGGGUAACGCUGUGUGUCAUCUAUGUCAGUGUGUCCCUCAUGUACUGGCUACUCACACAGUAACUGUUAUUGGCAUCGAGGGACGUCAUUCUUUUGAGCCUCCGGGAUGAUACAGUUGGUUAUUUUUCAGCACUUCCCACAGAGCAGCCCCCACAAAUGUACCUGCACUCUGGCCAUCUUGCUUGCUCGGCUAAUACCUCUACCAGAUGGAAAAAUGCUACAUUUUCUUCGACUUGUUUAAUUGAGGAUCUUGGUAAAUGGUGUGCUGUGGAUAAGGACAUAUUUUUGUACUCUAGAAAGAGAUGUAUCCACUGUAAUAUGCAGCAAAAUUAUAAUAUGCUUAUUCCCUCCUCAUCUGAGGACAGGCUGAUAAGUAUUGACAUCAGGUUAGAGGUGUGAGCUAAUUUUCAUAUCCAAUUGUUUGACAAUUUACUUUUAAUUGUACUCACAAACAACUUCUUUUCAAUGCAUAACAGUAGAACUAUUGAGAUGAAGUUGUGAUUUUCAAUAUUACAUUAGCUGUCUUUUAAUUUUACUUUUCUUGUCUUGAUCUCAUUUACUGAAAUGCAAUCUAUGUAAUUUCAUUUCAACGUAGACUACAUUCCUAAGUCUGAGAAUGUCGUUGUAAAUAGUCCUUCCUCUUGUUGAUUUCACAAAUUUGACACUGGAGACUAGAUGUGCCAUCAACUGUAAAAGAAGUUUCAAUUUUCCAUCAGAUCCACAUUUUAUAGAGCAAGAGGAAAUAGGAGGUGCAGGAAUGGACCAACAUUAUACCUGUCAUUCCAUUGAUGUUCUGUCUAUCCAUGUAUACAGCUGCAAUCAGAUCCUCUUGCCUCUAAUCUUGGUCAUGCUGCUGACCACUUUCAUAGUAUGUGGCAAGGCAUCUCAUUGCCUCAGUUUCCCAUCUGGGAAAUGGGUUUAUCAUCUACCUCUUGGGCAAUUAAAAUUUGUCAUGUCAUGUCUUGUAAAGAUUUGGAAAAUGGAAAACAUUCUUUAAAGGCUAAAAGUAACUAUAUUGUUUGUCGUCACACUGGCCUACUGCCCAUUAUUUCUCUGUCUGCUGUUUCUUUAGAAUAUUAAAUUGAAAGAGUACUGUUAAUAUAUAAUUUCCAACUGUUUCUAGAGGGAAAAUGAUCUUCUGAAUCGGAGAUAAAUUCCUUUCUAAUUUCUUACAACUAUAUCCUUUUCAAAGACUUGAAGUUAAACUCAGGAGGAUACAUUUAGAAUGUUCUAGAGAAAAAUACGUAAAAAGAUAGUAAAAGGUGAAUUCUGGCCUUUUGACAAUUAUCAUUGUAAUACUGAAAAAUGACCUAUACUUUUCUUGAAAUUCAUUAUUCAAAAAAGAUCAUCUUUUCAAUUUUUUUUAAAUGAGGGAAGUGUUUGUUUUUUAAUAUUUUAACAUAGCCUGUCAUGGUAGGGCAAAAUCUUUAGUUGAAAGAAUAAUUCAUCACAGGUUUUUGAUGAGGGUAAUUAAUUAUAUUGCUUGCAGACUGUCUACAAAUAACCACAAUAUUUAAAUGUAAUGUAUUCAAGUUGAUAUUAGAAAGUUACUGGAUGUUACCUGAAGGUAUGGAUACCUAGUCAAGUAAAAAGUUGACGAGUUCUCUCUUGUACUACAUAUUCAAUUUAUUUAGAAAAUUAAAAUUCUUACUUUUCUUCCAAAUUUUGUCAAAAACCUAUUAAAUGCUUAUAUAUACAA
This is a messenger RNA of Chinchilla lanigera (long-tailed chinchilla), 6510 nucleotides long. RefSeq names its product coiled-coil domain containing 141 (gene Ccdc141). The record is from RefSeq and is a predicted model, not a curated record. Lineage: Eukaryota; Metazoa; Chordata; Mammalia; Rodentia; Chinchillidae. The coding region runs from base 276 to 4874 and encodes 1532 amino acids. The transcript has 24 exons.